Penicillium verhagenii is the source of this 3354-nucleotide messenger RNA. Its product is annotated as rRNA-processing protein UTP22. The transcript has a single exon. Gene Ontology annotation, cellular component: CURI complex; small-subunit processome; UTP-C complex. The record is from RefSeq and is a predicted model, not a curated record. Lineage: Eukaryota; Fungi; Ascomycota; Eurotiomycetes; Eurotiales; Aspergillaceae. Gene Ontology annotation, biological process: rRNA processing; tRNA export from nucleus. Bases 1 to 3354 code for a protein of 1117 amino acids.
AUGUCGACUCAUGCGGUGAAAAGGAGGAGGCUCAGCCCCUCACCACAAAAUCCUGAUUCUUCAACCCUGCCAAAAUCUUCGCAUACGACUCCGAUGAGCUCGAAAGAAGAGACUCAAAAAACAGCUCAGUCUACCGCGCGCAAUGAGGAUACCCAGUCAAAGAGUCAUCAAGGACGUCGGGGAAUUGAAGACAGCUCUGCAGAGCUGGCUAUGGCCAGUGGAUUCUACAAAUCAAGCUUUUUCAAAUUGCAGAUGGACGAGUUGCUGACCGGGUUGAGACCAAACUACGGAAAGCAGAUCUCAAAGUCCCAGGAUGCCCUCCACAAGUUGAAGAAUACGAUCGAAGGCCUGCCCGACAGGGAAUCGAAGUCUGUAUCUGAUGCCGAGAAGGAGCUACGGACUGCUUCUGAUAUCGUGAUUCCGUGGCCCGAACCUCGACCCGCCAAAGAUGCCAAAUACACCGUGUCGUACGCGAAGCCAGCAAACAUCAACGUGGUGGGUAGCGCUGUGUUGAAAACUGGAGCCAAGACAACGGAUUCUCGACCGAUCGAUCUGGCUGUAACAAUGCCCAACUCCAUCUUCCAGGAAAAAGACUAUGUCAACUAUCGCUAUUUUCACAAAAGGGCAUACUAUGUUGCUUGCCUCGCCGCAGGUAUACAGGGGCCAAUGAAUGAUCUUGGAUUCGAAGUCAAAUUUGGAUUCCAAGAUGGCGACAGUCUUCGUCCUUUGAUUUUGCUGGAGCCUCGUUCGACUUCCAAAGGCGAUCCGACUCCCCAGCCGCAGAUUCGAAUCCUGACUGCAAUUGAACCGAGUCUAUUCCCGAUUACCCGGACACUUCCAAUCAGGAGUAACGUUCGUCAGGGCUCAAAGGACCAAUCAGAAGCUGGCGAAUCAACUCCAUAUUACAAUGCUAGCUUGCGGUCCGAGGCCGCCGUCUCUCUUUACCACAAAUUCCUCCAUUCAACCGCCCAGAAAUGUGAAUCGUUCCGUGACGCUUGUAUCCUGGGGCGCACUUGGCUCCAGCAACGCGGUUUGCAAACCUCCUUCCAAAAUGGAGGAUUUGGGGGCUUUGAAUGGGCAGCGCUUGUCUCUCUCUUAUUUGAGGGUGGCGGCCCAAGUGGCCAGCCAAUUCUUUUACGGUCCUACAGCAGCUAUCAGAUCUUCAAAGCUACCAUACAGUUUCUAGCUGGCAGAGAUUUGACUACACCCUUACUUCUUUUCGCCAGCGACGUUGCGGUUCCAAAUGGAGGACCUGUAUUGUAUGAUGGCCGGAGAGGGUUGAAUAUUCUGUACAAAAUGACUACUUGGUCUUACGCAGCGCUUCGACACGAAGCGUCAAUUACCCUCAAGAUGCUUAAUGAAUCCCGCGAGGACAAUUUUGACCGGGUUUUCAUCGUUAAGGUCGACGAACCAGCCUUGCGGUUUGAUCGCCUUAUCUCGUUCCCGAAGGCUUUCAAUGGUGAUACCGUUCGUGCUCUUCGCGAGCAGAAUGCUUUAUACACCACACUCUCCAAGGCUCUUGGAGAUCGGGUCAAACUAAUCUCCUUUGCGAGCCAAAACGCCGAAUCCUGGUCGACCCGAGCAAAGGCAUUGACCAAGAAAGCGAGUCACAACCUAUCCGUAGGUCUUCUACUUGAUGCCGAUAACGUCGGUCGGGUAGUUGAUCACGGCCCCGCCGCAGAAGAGAAAGAAGAAGCAGCAUCGUUCCGGGAAUUCUGGGGCGAUAAGUCAGAACUGCGACGAUUCAAAGACGGCAGCAUUCUGGAGAGUCUUGUAUGGUCUGACCAACCAUCCGAGGACUCCAUUGUGCUCCAGAUUCUCACCUACGUACUACAAAGGCAUUUCCAAAUCACCGAGGAUGACUUUUCGUUCACUGGUGAUGAGUAUGACGAUAUUCUUCUUGAAGAAGGGGAUGGUAUCUUGGCGUACUCCAGCCAGCCCUUCCAAUCCAUCAAGGAAGCAUUCAGUGAUCUAGAGAGAUCAAUUGGAAACAUGGAGGAAGUUCCUCUGACAAUUCGUCACUUGGCACCGGCUAGCCCACUGCUCCGGUACACUGCGCUUCGAGUGCAGACCUCGGGUGGAGCCCAGGAACCCGCAGAUAUUGUUCUUCAGUUUGAAAGCUCUUCUCGAUGGCCCGAUGACUUCGCAGCAAUCCAGAUGACCAAGGCGGCUUUCUUGCUGAAGAUCGGGGAUUCUUUGGAGUCAUCAGGUGCUGCUUCAUCCUGCCGUGUCGGUUUGGAGAAUGAAACAAGCAAGGUGUUGAAUAAUGUGUACCUGGAUAUUUCUCAUACUUCCGGGUUCAUCUUCCGCCUCAGAAUUCAUCAUGAUCGCGAACAAACACUCCUUGAACGCCAAUUGAAAGAUAAGAGCAUUAACCCUCGAGAACGGGAAGAGAUUGCGUAUGCUCUUUUCACAUACAAAAGAACAUUUGUGCAGGCUCCACGGUUGACUCAGGCACUGCGAAGUCUCUGCACUCGCCUUCCUUUAUUGUCACCGACAAUUCGCCUGGUCAAGUUCUGGUUUAGCUCUCACCUCUUCUCGGGUCAGAUCUGCGAUGAAUUGAUUGAGCUUCUGACAAUCCGGGCCUUUACGCAACCGUACCCCUGGGAUUGCCCCUCCAGUGUCAUGACUGGCUUCCUACGCACCCUCCACUUCCUCUCUCGUUGGGACUGGCAACAAGAGCCCUUCAUCGUUGACCUGAGCGGAGAUCUGGGCCCCGAGAUUACUGAAACGAUUCGCACUCGAUUUACUGCUUGGCGGAAUAUUGACCCUGCAAUGAACACUGUCGCUCUGUUUGUCGCCUCAGACCUCGAUACUGAUGGCGUGACUUGGACCCAGUAUGAGAUGCCCUCAAAGGUUGUAGCUGGCCGAAUGUCCGCCUUGGCGAAAGCCGCAGUGGGUUUACUUCGAAAGGAAGGCGACGACCUCGACGUGUCAGAUCUCUUCCAGACGUCGCUUAGCCCUUACGAUUUUGUUCUUAAUCUGCGCUCUAAAUUCUCAGGGGAUCGCUCCGCCUCCGUUUCUAAAUAUAAGAAUUUGGCCGAGGGCACCUCCCAGCAGGCCGGUGCGGCAGUUGUGAAGUCAUUUGUACAUGAUGUACAGGCAUGUUAUGGUCAAAGCAUCCUUCUUUUCCAUGGAGAUGAGCGGUGUGGUGUGAUUGCCGGUGUAUGGAACCCGCAGACGUUGAAGCCACGGAAUUGGAACUUGAAGACCGCCUACUCAACGGCCCCAGCUGGCGGGAAGGAGAGUCCAGACGACCGCGUUACAAUCAACCAACUGGCCAUCUUAAACGAGAUCACCCGAUUGGGCGAAGGGCUCAUUGAUACCAUUGACACUGGCGAUCUAAAAGCGUAG